AAACAAAAAGUAGAACUCUUCUUUAUCGGAGGGCCGAAGAAGAUUCAUUUCCGUGAUAAACAACGUGCACGAUGUCAGACAGUUUGUAGCAUAUUCGGUAUUGUAAUGGAGAAAGAAAUACAGUCUUUGAGAUUGCAACUUGAACAAAUAGAUCAAGAAAACAAGAGAUUAAGAGACCUUUUGAAAAUUCAAGAUACUGACCCACAUGUAGUUAAUGAUAAAUUGGAACCAAGGUCUUCACUAUCAAAUGCAGAAAUAGGGAGAUACAGCAGACAGUUGAUUCUUCCAGAAAUCGGAGUACAAGGGCAACUGAAGUUGGCUAACACAUCUGUAUUGGUGGUUGGUGCUGGGGGCUUAGGUUGUCCUGCUGGGAUAUAUUUAGCAGCAGCUGGAGUAGGUAGAAUAGGUUUCAUAGACUAUGACGCAGUAGAACUGUCCAACCUCCACCGCCAGAUUCUUCACUCGGAGGGAAAAGUGGGCGUGGCAAAAUCUUCUUCAGCAGCCUCUGCCUGCAGUCAGUUGAACUCUCAUGUGCAAUGUGUUCCGCACCAGGUACAACUUGACAGCUCAAACGCACUGCAGAUCAUUAAGAAUUAUGAUAUUGUUUUGGAUGCCAGUGAUAAUGUAGCCACACGCUACCUGCUAAAUGAUGCUUGCAUUCUAUCCCAGAAACCUCUGGUGUCAGGAAGUGCUCUUAGGUUUGAAGGACAGUUGACAGUGUAUGGUUAUAAAGAUGGACCCUGCUACAGAUGUCUGUACCCCAAACCCCCUCCCCCAGAGACUGUCACCAACUGCUCUGAUGGGGGUGUGCUGGGAGUCAUUCCUGGGAUUAUCGGAAGUAUGCAAGCCUUAGAAGCCAUCAAAAUAGCCUGUGGAAUGGAAUCCUCCUUUUGCCAAAAACUGCUCUUGUUUGACGGACAAGAAGGGACAUUUAGGACUAUCAAAUUGCGGCCAAAACAGCCAAACUGCAUUGUUUGUGGGCAGCGGCCAGAAAUUACAGAGUUGAUUGACUACCAGCAGUUCUGUGGUUCCCGACCCGAUGAUAAGGAAAAGUCAUUGAGUGUUUUGGGACGUGAAGACAGGAUAAGCGUUCAGGAAUACAAAGAGGUUUUGGACCUUGGACAAAAGCAUGUGCUUGUUGACGUGAGAAUGCCAGUAGAAAUGGAGAUUUGUCAGCUACCUGCUGAAGUUUAUAAUUUGCCUGUCAACUGUAUAGACAGAGAGGACCGUUUAGCUAGCCUGAGGGAUCACAUAGUGUCUAAAUCAGCAAGGGGAGAGAACCAGCCUUUCCCAGUAUAUGUGGUGUGUAGAAGAGGAAAUGACUCACAAAUUGCUGUCCAAAAACUCAAGAACCACAUCAAAUCCGAGUCCAUCAAGUUCAAAGACAUUAGCGGGGGCUUGUAUGCCUGGGCUAAGCAUAUAGACACCGAAUUUCCUGUAUAUUGACAGAUCAUUGCAUAAAAACUCAACCAAUUAUGUAUGUAAA
Messenger RNA from Magallana angulata, 1486 nucleotides. Its product is annotated as adenylyltransferase and sulfurtransferase MOCS3-like. Gene Ontology annotation, biological process: protein urmylation; tRNA wobble position uridine thiolation. The record is from RefSeq and is a predicted model, not a curated record. The transcript has 12 exons. NCBI's taxonomy places the organism in Eukaryota, Metazoa, Mollusca, Bivalvia, Ostreida, Ostreidae. Gene Ontology annotation, molecular function: thiosulfate-cyanide sulfurtransferase activity; URM1 activating enzyme activity; adenylyltransferase activity. Gene Ontology annotation, cellular component: cytosol; cytoplasm. The coding region runs from base 106 to 1446 and encodes 446 amino acids.